This is a messenger RNA of Sarcophilus harrisii (Tasmanian devil), 2175 nucleotides long. RefSeq names its product interferon stimulated exonuclease gene 20 like 2 (gene ISG20L2). The coding region runs from base 446 to 1432 and encodes 328 amino acids. The record is from RefSeq and is a predicted model, not a curated record. Gene Ontology annotation, molecular function: nucleic acid binding; 3'-5'-RNA exonuclease activity. Gene Ontology annotation, cellular component: nucleus. Lineage: Eukaryota; Metazoa; Chordata; Mammalia; Dasyuromorphia; Dasyuridae. Gene Ontology annotation, biological process: intrinsic apoptotic signaling pathway in response to DNA damage by p53 class mediator. The transcript is spliced from 4 exons.
GGGGCACGCGCCCAGCGUCCGGCCCAGGGCUCCUCCGGCCGUGUCGGGGCUAGGUCGGGGUGGGGCCGCAGCCCGGGGCCGGAAGGCUCUCCGAGCCCCCGAUUGAUUCCCGCGAUCCCGCCGCAGCCUCAGUUUCCCCCCUUGUUCAUUCAUCCUCUUCACGGGUCAGGAGCCUCCGCUCAGCCGGACUGUUUUCGUAAUCACAGGACUGAAAGCCGCGGGCGUCUUAGAGUCCAAUCUCCCGGUUCUAGAAAUGGGGAAACUGAGGCCCAGAGAAGGGGAGGUGGACACCAAGGGCCCGAAGCGAUGAGGGUAUGCUACACACCUCAAGAUGCGGGUCUCUGGCCUUUGGCUGGGAAUAAGCCCCCAAGCUUCCCUGUUUCUAGAAGCCACUAUCUGAAGCGAGAUCCCUCCUGGUCACUCUUCUCUCCGAUCCUCCCUGACAAUGUCUACCCUAAUUCUCAACUUGGACUUUGGGGACUGUUCUCCCCCAAAGAAGGCAACUGAGGGGAACCACAGGCACCAGCGUUUCAUCCAACGACAAAGGCGGAUACAGAGGAAUCUUAAGCAGAAACAGAUGCAGGUCCCUGCUAGGCCUUCAGGAUCAGGUCAUUCGAAACUCCAAAAUAAAGGGGGGGCCCUUAGCACAAGUAGUAAACAGAAACUCCAUCUCCCCCCUGCACCUAUAGAGGAGACACCCACUCAGAAAAAUGGAAUUGAGAAGCCCUUGAAUAGGAAAGUAUCAACAGUGUCUUGGUUGACACCUGCUCCUUCAAGGAAGACCAGUUCAGUAUCUGUGGCAUCUAAGGUAGAUCUCCUGUCAGAGUUUCAGAGUGGCCUCUGCCCCCUCCCACCCACCCGAACCCUCCCACCUGCGUCAGAGAAGGGCUGCAACAAGAAGAUGGUGGCUCUUGACUGUGAGAUGGUGGGCACAGGGCCUAAAGGCCAUACCAGUUCUUUGGCCCGGUGUAGCAUUGUAAGUUACAAUGGUGACGUGCUAUAUGAUGAAUACAUUCGUCCUCCCUGCAAAAUUGUUGACUACCGGACCAAGUGGAGCGGUAUCAAGAAGGAGCAUAUGAUUAAUGCCACUCCUUUCAAAGUGGCCCGGAAAGAGAUCUUGAAGAUACUUGUUGGCAAGAUUGUAGUGGGCCAUGCCAUCCACAAUGACUUCAAAGCCCUCCAUUACUUUCACCCCAAGCCCCUUACCCGAGACACUUCCCGAAUUCCUAUCCUUAAUUCCCGGGCUGGCUUCCCUGAGAAUGAAUCAAUCUCUUUGAAGCGUCUGACCAAGCAGCUGCUCCAUCAGGACAUUCAGGUAGGGAAGAGCGGACAUUCCUCAGUUGAAGAUGCCAAGGCAACUAUGGACCUCUACAAACUGGUGGAAGUUGAGUGGGAGCAACAGCUGGCCCGGGCUCCUCCCUCUCAGGAGUAGGGGAGGUGGGGUUUGGGGACUGGUGGUCAUUUCGGAGAGAAUACAUCAGACUGAGGAUAAACAGGACUUAGGCUGGAGCUGUUGGGAAGUGAGUCUAUCCCAGACCCAAUCUCUCCAACCAUAGACCAUUGAAAUUUUUACCACGGGUGUUGUGUCCUAUUUGUCUAGAAUGUUUUCUCUCUCCGUCCCAGUGAAAGGAUGGGAUAAGAGGAAACUUUGAAAGCCAAUCUUGCUGCCUGCCCCUUACAUUGGUGUUUUAAGCUGGUCACAAGACCCAGCACGCCUUGUUCCAGCCAGGCAACUUGACUAACAGAACAGGGCUGGGACAUGUAGUUUCCCCAAAUAUCUCCCCUAAAUCAUUACGAUCGUGAUGAGUACUUUUGUCCCAAAGUACCAUUAGUCAAUGCCACUUUUUGCCCAGGACACCCUCUUCUUCCUGUCCUUGAUAACUGGAGGAGUCACCUCUGAUGAUCAGUUGAUUCUCUGUUUUUUCACUGGGAUGUAGGAAGCAAGAAAAUCAACUUUUUCAUGGUUAAAUUUUUUCAAAAUAUCCUCUUCCCUAAGGGGAAGAGGUAUUUGAGUCCUAGGUGCCUGCUGAGAAAGCAUUUAUGUUUUCAAUGCUCUCCUUCACGUUAAGUGAAGCCUCUAAAUGCCCAAGUUACUGCCUUGUAAACUCACAAAGGAAUUUUUAUAAAGGAAGAAGUAUUGUUUCUUUGCUACUUAUUAAACAGAUUUCAAGACAA